Messenger RNA from Bactrocera dorsalis (oriental fruit fly), 7337 nucleotides. Its product is annotated as tachykinin-like peptides receptor 99D. Lineage: Eukaryota; Metazoa; Arthropoda; Insecta; Diptera; Tephritidae. Bases 1687 to 3567 code for a protein of 626 amino acids. The transcript is spliced from 11 exons. Gene Ontology annotation, biological process: G protein-coupled receptor signaling pathway. Gene Ontology annotation, molecular function: tachykinin receptor activity. The record is from RefSeq and is a predicted model, not a curated record. Gene Ontology annotation, cellular component: plasma membrane.
CUUCAGUACGUCGGGAUACCUUUAGCGCAGCGGUUGUAAGAAGGUAGUCGGAUGAAAGGCAAUCCGUUGGUUAAAGGACUUAUCAAAUGCGAUAGACUAAAGCACUAUAUUAAAAACAGUGAAGAGUUUAUGUUUCUGCCAUUUAAAAUAACAUAAUUUCUUAAGCAUGUAUUGACAAUAAAUAAAACAAAAUUCACACUCCUGAAUGAUAAAAUUUGAAAAAGUAAUGAAAAUGAUCGUUAAACUACAAUUGUUAAAAAAUUGAAAAUUUUUAAAUUUAAACCAAAAAUAAUUUGAAGAAAGUAAGUUUGUGGAGAAUAAAUUUGCUUAUCGACGUUAGAAUUUAAAAUUCCUAAUGUAGAAGAAGUGAAUUGUUGUUUAUACGCUUAUGGCUUUGCUAAUUUUAGAACAGAAAUGUUUAUAUUUCAGCAAAAAUUUGCAACUUGAAAGUAUUAAAACACAAACUAAAAAAAUGUGUUUAAAUAAACAGUGUAAUGCAUAGAACUUAAGAAAAUCAAGCAAAUAAAAAAAGAAAUGUAUGGAAAAUUCUAAAAUUAAAGAAUACAGAUUAAACUGAACUGAAGGUUAUACAAACAAUUUUUUUUCGGAUUUUUGUCCCAAAAUAAUAAUAAAUUGAAGUAAUAAAAAAAUAAUAACUGACAAAUUUUUCUGCAAAAAUAAAAACCACUCACAGCUAAUUUACUAAGCCGUUCCACAGUGAUUGUGAAUUCGAAUCGUAAUUUCAUAGAACCUAAAAAUGAUUACGUAAUUUAAGAAUAAAAUCGCUCUUCAUUCCGAAAGCAAAACUAAUAAAAUCCUCAACAUUCACCGCUGAGAAAAGUGUAAAAAUUUCCGUCUUUUUCCAAGGUUAAGUGCUGCGAAGUGGAACUCUCACAGGCUUAAGAAAAAUAAUCAGCAACGUCGAUAUGUUUCUUACUAUACAAAUAUUAUAAAGUGUUGUUGUGUUAUUUUCAGCAAAAAAAUCGUUUUUGAUUAAAAAAAGAAUUAAUAUCUUCGAGGUGUUAAUAAGGUUGCGUGUGAAAGCUGCUGUAAUUUACUGUUAGUAAAUUCAUAAUUUAUGCACAGCAACAAGGAGUGCGAAAAGUUGAACUUUUUAUUGACGGCAAGCAAUCAGCCAGUGUAAAAAAGUGAAGAAAUCUCAUGCUUAACCCCUUUCAUACAUAAUUUGCAUAAUAAUGUCUGCGGAAUGUUUUUUAUCGCGACUUCAAUUGCUGUUUGUGAAAGUUUUGCCUGCUGGAGUGUUGGUUGUUUUUCGCACAUACUAGAAUACAGAAUACCAGUAAAUUAAAAAACCAAAAACGCAAAACUUUAAAGUCAACAGACGCCCAAAGAGCAUAAAGGGUUUUACAUAAUUCCAUAAGACGCGUACAAAUUUUAAAAGUGUGAGUGAGUGCGGUGCGGCAAAACGUGAAGCAAACAAAAAUAGCUAAUAACAAGAUAUAAAUUCACCAGAAACCAGAAAGGUACAAGGCAACAACAACAACUAUAAAGCAAAGCAAAGUGUGCUUAUGUAAAUCAUGUCCAACGAAAAGGCGACAAAACGCAAUCUAGAGGGAAAAUUCAUCAUAAUACACACGCCCACCUAAAAAUCAGAAAGCCAAAUGUUAAACAAAUAAACAGGGAUUCACGUAUACUUACAAAUGCGGCAAUUUCUACGGCAUUGAAAUGAUCGACCCACACAUGUCACCAACGACGGCAGUGAGUAAUUUUGGGAGUAUAGAGCCCUACAAGGUCGACACUUUUAAUGAAUUUGAGAGCAGUGGCGGUGGGGGCGGUAGGGGCGAGCUGGAUGUCAUCAUCGCUAGUGAAACUAGUAGCGCUGCUUUCGGCGGCUUGGCGGAAAACCUACAAGAUAAUUAUUCCCAACUUAUCAGUACGACAUCGGCCAUUGAUUGGUGCAAUCAAUCACUGCUACUGUAUGGCAUAAAUAACUGUAGUAUAAAUAUUUACAGAGGAAUUAACGAUACAAUGGACGACGAGGACAUAUCAUUCAUCCUACCAUGGUGGCGCCAAGUGCUGUGGUCGAUUUUAUUCGGUGGCAUGGUUUUGGUGGCAACAGGCGGAAAUUUAAUUGUCGUUUGGGUUGUUAUGACGACGAAAAGAAUGCGAACCGUUACUAAUUAUUUCAUAGUGAAUCUUUCCAUAGCGGAUGCCAUGGUAUCCAGUCUCAAUGUGACGUUCAAUUAUAUUUACAUGCUGGACAACGAUUGGCCUUUCGGUGAACUAUAUUGCAAAAUAUCGCAAUUUAUAGCGACGCUGAGCAUAAGCGCUUCGGUGUUUACACUAAUGGCGAUAUCCAUCGACAGGUACGUUGCCAUUAUGAAGCCGUUGAAGCCACGCAUGAGUAAGCGGUGCAAUCUGGGCAUUGCGGCCUUCAUUUGGAUAGCCUCAAUUGCGAUUUCAUGCCCCAUGUUGUUCUUCUUUACAACCGGCGAAGUCGAACUGAAGGAUGGUACCCGAAUUGUAUGCUACGCCGAGUGGCCUGAUGGUCCCACGAAUCACUCGCAACAGGAAAAUGUUUAUAAUAUCGUUUUUAUGAUUCUCACGUAUAUACUGCCCAUCAUUUCGAUGACGGUCACUUAUUCACGAGUCGGCAUUGAGCUUUGGGGCUCAAAGACGAUCGGAGAGUAUACACCCAGACAGGUGGAGAAUGUUCGGAGUAAGCGGAGGGUAGUGAAAAUGAUGAUGGUUGUGGUGCUGAUAUUCGCCGUUUGUUGGUUGCCCUUUCAUAUCUAUUUCAUAGUCACAUCAUGUUAUCCAGCACUGACACAGACUCCUUUCAUUCAGGAGGUCUAUUUAGGCAUCUAUUGGCUGGCCAUGAGUAACUCCAUGUAUAAUCCGAUUAUCUACUGCUGGAUGAACUCAAGAUUCCGUUACGGCUUCAAGCGAUUCUUCCGUUGGUGCCCAUUCGUUAAGGUCGACGAAUCUCUUAAUCGACGCGACAAUAUGACUUCCCGGUAUUCCUGCUCGGGUUCACCGGAUCAUAAUCGCAUCAAAAGGAAUGUUGGACAUUUCCCAGUCAAUUCAUCCUUUUGUGUGUCUCUUGCAGAUACUCAGCGCUCAUUUUUGUACACCUGUCCGAGCUCGCCAAAAAACCGUCGCGUAGCUUCACAUUAUGGUAUGUUACGUAAUUCCACAAUAGUAUCCCAUCGAGAUCCGAUGCGACACUCUGCGCCAAUUGGCACCAACAACACCGGCGCAUAUCACCAACGCUUCACCAUUAGUCACUGCGGCAAUAGUCACGAGCUUACAUCGCUGACGUCGUUAAGCGGCGCACCGGGUGCGGGACAAUAUGGCAUCGUAAUGAAAGCUGAGCCCAUCAAAAUGGCGCUGCGAAAUGGCAGCGCACAACAAGUGUCAUUGCCAUUGUGGCCAGCGACAGUUGAAACAACCGACACCGAAUCAUCAACAACAACACCGCCACUGCUGCCGCCGCCAUCCACACUUGGCGUUGGGGAAGUCGUAGGUGUUGAAGGUUGUCGUGUUGGUGAUGCUGAUGGCAGUGUGUGCCGUGUGGAUGAGACAAACGUGCGUGUCGCAUCUUGACAGUGUGAAGGCGCACGCAACAACAACAACAGUGGUAGCGUCAAAGUAGUUGCGGAGCGUGACAAGUACAGCAAUGGUUUAGCAGACGGUUUGGAAUAUAAAAAUGUCAACGGUAGUACAAAAGCUUAUGCUAUUAGCAACAGCAGCAGUAACAACAAUAACAACAAGCAUCGGGCGAUAGAUGCCACAGAAAGUGGCAACACAAUAGGUGCCCCAAUAACAAGCACAACAAAAGCCACAACAACUACACUGCUGUCGACCAACACGCCACGCGGCAUUUUCGUCUCGUCUACGACAGAUGAUAAAACAUGGCUGUAAAUUAGCCGUAUAAGAGAUGGUUUAGGGAAACACAUGCUUGGCAGACACAGCCCAGUGGGUGACCAGAAUAAAAACAACAACGCUGGGUUGUCCCAUGUCUCGUAUGUGAAUGGUCGUGAUAAAAGUUGACACUGGAAAGUGUGUUACGUCCAACACCUGGUGGACGAUAUGAAGAAGAUGUGCUGCGCAGUUCUGGUGAUAUCGUUGCUGAUAACCAUUGACAUAUCUAAUUUUAGAAAAUUUAGUUUGAAAUUUAAAAUAGUAAGAGAGAUAGUGGAAAAGAGCGGUCUGCGCUGCUACAAAUUUAAACAGCUAUUCCAUUCGUAGGUGAUAUUUCUUGAAACCAAAUUGGCCACUCUUGACCUAAAUGCGGACAAUGUGAUUCUUUAGAGGCAUUAUAACCUCAAAUAGUUACAAUGAAAUAUUAAACACAAACUCACGUACGACCCUAAGAAAACUAAGCAAACUAAUGGAAUUGUAAUAUAUUAAUGAAUUAUGGUUUAAAUGCGAAUUAUUCAUAGUUAGACCACUUAAGACAUAAGCUGCUGAAUGUAACAUACAGAAAAUAUUAAAGUUAUUUAAAAUAUAUGUAUAUUUACAUAAAAGCUCGAACUCGUAUAAAUGUAUAAAUGUCAGCACAAGGACUAAGUCAUAACAGCCUUAAAGUGCUUAUGUAUAUAUGUAUGUAGAUAAGAAAAUAUUAGAAUACAAUUGACUAAAAAAGUUUAUAUUUUAAGCUUAGUGUUUCACUAUUAAGCUUUGCACUCACAUAUGUAAAAAAAAACUCACUAUACCUUAUAUUCGAAGUAAAGGGAUUCACGAAAGUUUAUUGAGUAAACAAUAUAAAUAAGAACAGACGUGUUCGAAAAACUAAGAGAAACCAAAGUUAACACAGAAAUCCAUGAAUAAAAUUUUUCGAAAGUGUUUUAUUUUUAAUUUUUUUCGGCAAACAUUUGUGCAUGGCUAGAGUUUUUAGAAAACCCAAAACUUGGUUAUAAAAUGCACAUUAUAAGCCCGAAACAGUCUGUUCGAAAAAUAAUAUAAUAGGUGUACAAAAAUGUAUUUACUGUAGAUUAAAGUACACGACUGUCUUUAUAUUUGGUCAACUAAGUACCAUAAUUUGUUAUUACUUUUGUACGUCUGCAGUACAAGGAAUCUAAACGAGCGCGCCAUCUAGAGAGUAGUAUUUUUCGCAAGCAUUUUUUGUUAAUUUUCCAUAAUUUUUACAAAUAUUUUGGUUUGCCGUGUCCCACGUUUAAGGAAACCAUACCGUCUUCUUUCAAUUAAUGACCUUUGUCAGUUUAUUUUGCAAUGGUUCCUACAAGGUGUGUUCCAAAGUAAAUAGGACGGGCGCAACGUCUUGGGGGCGGCAAAACGCUCUUCGAUGGUAUUUAAAAUCUCCGAUUCGGGCAAAAAUUCCUGCAAAUUGUGUUAAAAGUGUACAAAAUAUAGGGCGAAAAUGGAUUUUUUCUAUGGCUUUUAAUAAGAUGUCUUGUAAAUUUACUAUCAAACCUCAUGAAACUUGUAGGUAGGUAGAUAAAAGGGGCGGCAGAACAUCCUUGGCCCCGGACGCCCGAAGUUGUAGCUACGCCACUGUUGUGCUGUCUUCAUAGUCAAGCAGAAUAUGUAUUUAGAUAUUUUAAUAAUAUGAAAAAAGUUAUGAAAUACUCAAACAGUUAUGCACUAUUGAAAAAGGUAUAACCAUUUUAACCGUUGCCUGCUCGAUGGAUGUCUAAUAAAUUUUAGGAGAGAUUUUUUGAUAUGAACAAGUAAAUAAGAGUUAAGUUCAGGUUUAACUGAACAUAUCUUACUCUUGCAACUUGCAAGGAUUAAAGCCAGUGAAAUUUCUUGAGCUGCAAAAUAUCUACCAGAGGAUAUGUACCAUAUAUAGGUACAAAAUGUCUGUUAGUUAUACGGGGUCUAGGGCGACUUUUCACCUAACACAAAUAUGCACCGUUAUAAGAAAAACACGAUCUCUCAAUUUCAUUAACAUAACUCACAUAUUGUCCGAUAUAUGGGGUAUAAAGUCGGAAUUUCGAAAGUCUUUAUUCAGGUAUAUGGCGGCUACGGAAAGAAUUGACUCCAUUUAAAGCACACCGACGUACCGUUAUCAGGAAAGUAUUCUCACUGCAUUUCAACUAUAUAUCGCACACAUUGACCGAUAUUUUCGGUCAAAAGUCAAGUAUAAGUAGUGGGGUAAACAUAUUCUGUACCAAGGUGCUUUAACAGUUUUUCCGAUUUGCCCAAUUUUUCACUAUAUUUGGCAUACUCUAAAGGCAUUAUUCGUGCAAAGUCUUAUCCCCCUCAUAUUAAUUGUACACUUGAAAGAAAAGAAUCAGAUGGAAUUUGAAAUUGUGUUUUACGGGUAGUGGGCGUGGCUGUAGUUCGAUUUCGCCCAUUUUCCGACUUAAACAUUAAAAUAUCAGAAGAAUGCCACAUAACACAUUUGGUUCAAACGACCACGACCAUCCUCCAAUUUUGACUCCGUCUUCAUUAAAGUCCUGUCAUAUCAUAGCAGCGGGUAAAAUUUAAUGUCCCUAGCGUAUUUAGUUAUUGAUUUAAAGAGUUUUUUUUAACACUACCGUUAUGUAGGGAGGGAGCGGGGUUAUCAUCCGAUUCUAUUCAUUUUCACACUGUCGGUAAAAGUUCUUAUAAUAUUUGCUAGCCUAGGCGAAUUUUGUUGUUGUUGGCUUUGGAGAUAUAAACAUUAAACAUAUUAGAGAGAGGGUCACGCCCACUUUUUCAAAAUAUUUACCCACUGGUGAAUAAUCUAUAUUCAUUUAACUUUUGAGACAGUAUAUUUUUUACGAAGAAAGUUAUCAGUUUUCGACCAAGCAAAACAAUAAACAGACGCUAAUUCUCCUUAAAAAUAUUCCAUCGGCUAUAUUCCUCAACCCAACAUUGCAUUGAUUAUUUAUUUUAUAUAAAUAUACUUUUAACCACAAUUUAGAACCGGAAAGAGUUUUUCGUUCAUAACAAAACUAAAACUGAAUCUAUUAAAAAUUGCGUCAAUCGAAGAGGCUUAUGCUCUUAUUGUUUUAUUAGUAUUAUAACCGUUGGAAAAUAGUUUUCUAGUACAACACAUUAAACCUAUAAAUUGUAUUUUUUUUUAAUUUUUAUAUUGCAAAAUAUUUAAUCUAAGCUGGUUAUCAUAAUUAAUGCCAUCCUGCCACUUUAUUGAACUUUUGUUAAUACCCACGUAACUGAGAGAAAUACAAUAAAAUACUCGCGAAAAAAUAAGAACAUAACUAUUUUAUUUUUAGCUAAUAUAUUUAAUUAUUUUUUCAUAUAUUUAAGUACAAUAAAUAAAACAAGUAUGCAAUAAAUUCAAUUUUAUGUAAGGUUGUAUCAAAUCACUAAACGUUACAAGCUGUUCCAACAGAUGGAAUUUUGUGCACAUCAAAGUAGUAUAUACCAUACAAAUAAAAUUUUUAUUUAAAACUGUUAAAAAA